Messenger RNA from Penicillium manginii, 561 nucleotides. RefSeq names its product cytochrome c oxidase assembly factor 1 family protein. The transcript is spliced from 2 exons. The record is from RefSeq and is a predicted model, not a curated record. Gene Ontology annotation, biological process: mitochondrial respiratory chain complex IV assembly. Gene Ontology annotation, cellular component: mitochondrial inner membrane. Lineage: Eukaryota; Fungi; Ascomycota; Eurotiomycetes; Eurotiales; Aspergillaceae. The coding region runs from base 1 to 561 and encodes 186 amino acids.
AUGCUCUUCCCACGAGCCCUCCGGCGCGCCGGAACCCGCACCAUCCAACAAUCCCGCACCGCGUCCGGACCCCGCCCAUCCCCCCGACGCACCAUCAUGCCAGCCCCAGGCCCCAACGCCGGACCCAUCCUCGAACGCCGCGCAGACCGCGAACUACCCUCGCUAAAUAAAGGCCGCAGCUGGCUAUACUCGCUGCCGAUUUUCAUCGUCGCCACCGGCGCGGGUAUGCUGGGUAUAUUCAAUUACCAGAAGAGCUCGAGCAGUAUCGUGAACAGCACGCUUUAUGCGCUGCGGACGUCGACGCAGGCGCGCGAUAUCCUGGGCGAUGAGAUCUAUUUCGCGCAGCAGAUUCCUUGGAUUUCGGGGGAGAUGAAUCAGUUGCAUGGGCGGAUUGAUAUUUCGUUUUGGGUUAAGGGGACUAAGGCGCAGGGGAAGAUGAGGUUUCGGAGUGUUAGGCCUGAUCGGAUGAGUUUUUUCCGGACUGAGGUGUGGAGCUUGGAGACUGAGGAUGGAACGGUUGUGCAGCUGCUCGAUGGCAAUGAUCCUUUUCGACGGGACUAG